Magallana angulata is the source of this 2775-nucleotide messenger RNA. RefSeq names its product DNA topoisomerase 3-beta-1-like. The record is from RefSeq and is a predicted model, not a curated record. Gene Ontology annotation, biological process: DNA topological change. Gene Ontology annotation, cellular component: nucleus. The transcript is spliced from 17 exons. Gene Ontology annotation, molecular function: DNA binding; DNA topoisomerase type I (single strand cut, ATP-independent) activity. Bases 75 to 2645 code for a protein of 856 amino acids. Lineage: Eukaryota; Metazoa; Mollusca; Bivalvia; Ostreida; Ostreidae.
UCGAAAUUCCUCAAAAAAUUCAUGCUGCACAAAUUUGUGUGGUCCAAAAUUGUUUCAGAGACUAGGAAUGCACAAUGAAGACUGUUUUAAUGGUUGCAGAAAAGCCUUCUCUGGCUCAGUCGAUAGCGAAGAUAUUGUCAGGUGGACAACUGAUCUCUAGAAAAGGUUCUAACGGGGCUUGUUCCAUUCACGAAUAUAAGGGAAAGUUCCCUCCCACUGGAGAAUCGGUUUCAUACAAAAUGACAUCAGUUUGCGGACACGUCUUUGGUUUGGACUUCACUGGAAAGUACAACAGCUGGGACAGAGUUGAUCCUGUCGAGUUGUUCACUGCACCAACUCUGAAGAAAGAAGCCACAGAGAAGUUACGCAUGCCAAAUUUCUUGGAGAAAGAGGCAAGGGGGGUAGACUACUUGGUCUUGUGGCUGGAUUGUGACAAGGAGGGGGAGAACAUCUGCUUUGAAGUGAUUGACUGUGCAAAACCAAGCAUGAAUCGAUUUUCAGAUCAGUGUGUGUACAGAGCCAAGUUUAGUGCAAUCACCGACAAAGACAUCAAGAGCGCCAUGACAAAGCUGAUCGCUCCGAACAAAAACGAGGCCCUGUCAGUGGACGCCAGACAGGAGCUGGACUUGAGAAUCGGAUGUGCAUUUACACGGUUUCAGACGAAAUAUUUCCAGGGGAAGUAUGGAGAUUUGGACAGUACCCUGAUUUCCUAUGGUCCUUGUCAGACCCCCACCCUGGGACUCUGUGUGGACAGGCACGAUAAAAUACAGUCCUUCAAACCAGAACCAUACUGGGUCAUUCAAGUCAAGUUGGCUUUGCCAGAAGGCAGGACUGUGGACAUUGACUGGGAUCGAAUCCGAGUGUUUGAUAAAGAGGUGGCUCAGAUGUUUGUGAACAUGAUCAAGUCUUCAGACUCUGCAAGAGUUUUGAAAGUUACUCAGGAUGUGAAGUCAAAAGCUAGACCCCAAGCUCUGAAUACUGUGGAAAUGCUCAGGGCAGCAAGCUCAGGCCUGGGUAUGGGCCCACAGCAUGCAAUGCAGAUGGCUGAGCGACUGUACAUUCAGGGUUAUAUCAGCUACCCCAGAACAGAGACAACGCAAUAUCCUGAAAACUUCGAUCUUGUUGGCACUCUUCGCCAGCAGGCUUCAAGCUCUAUGUGGGGGGACUAUGUCCAGAAUCUUCUCAGGGAGGGAAUUCAGAAACCAAAGAAAGGGACAGAUGUAGGGGACCACCCUCCCAUCACCCCAAUGAGGCCUGCCACUGAGGCUGAAUUAGGUCAUGAUGCCUGGAGGCUGUAUGAUUUCAUCACCAGACACUUUAUAGGAACUAUAUCCCCAGACUGCAAGUACCUGCAGACUACUGCGUUCUUUGAGAUUGGUGCUGAGAGAUUUACCUGUACAGGUUAUCGGGUUACCGACCCAGGGUUCACCGCCGUCAUGUCCUGGAAAUCACUGGAGGACGAAUGGACACUGCCCGAAUUCAAGAAGGACAUGGACUACAACAUUACAGAGGUGAAGAUGGUAGAGAAGCACACUAGUCCUCCCGACUACUUAACAGAAUCGGAGCUUAUCUCGCUAAUGGAGAAACACGGCAUCGGAACCGAUGCCAGCAUCCCUGUCCACAUCAACAAUAUCUGUGAGAGGAACUACGUGACGGUCACCAGUGGUCGCAGGCUCAAACCCACACCCCUGGGCAUCGUCCUUGUACAUGGAUACCAAAAGAUUGACAUUGAGCUGGUGUUGCCCACCAUGAGAUCUGCAGUAGAGAAACAGCUGAAUCUGAUCGCAGCAGGGAAAGCAUAUUUUGAGGACGUUCUGAAGCACGCCUUGAACAUCUUCUGCUUGAAGUUCAAAUACUUUGUGGAGAACAUCGGUGGUAUGGAUGAAUUGUUCGAGGUUACCUUCUCCCCUUUGGCAGCAACUGGAAAACCAUUAUCUAGGUGUGGCAAAUGCAGACGCUACAUGAAAUAUGUGCAAGCUAAGCCAAGCAGGCUGCAUUGUUCUAACUGUGAUGAAACCUACUCCCUGCCACAGAAUGGCAACAUCAAGCUGUACAAGGAACUCAAGUGUCCUCUAGAUGACUUUGAACUGGUUCUCUGGACAACAGGAGUCAGGGGAAAAAGUUUCCCUCUCUGCCCUUACUGCUUCAACAAUCCUCCGUUUCCGGACAUGCGUAAACAAUUUGGCUGCAACCAGUGCACUCAUCCGACCUGUCAGCACGCGCUGAUCCAGCACGGGGUGUGUGAGUGUGUGGAGUGUGAGACGGGGAUUCUGGUGCUGGACCCAACUUCCUACCCAAAAUGGAGGAUGGCUUGCAACAAGUGCCAAGUGGUGAUCAACUUCUUUGAGAAUGCCCACAAAGUGAGCGUGUCCGAGGAGCUUUGUGACGACUGCGGAGCCCACAUAGUGGAUGUGGACUUUAGCAAGGAAAAGACGCCCUUGCCAAACAAAGAGACCAAGCAUUCUGGUUGUGUGUUCUGUGACUCUAUAUUCAAAAAUUUGGUUGAAAAACACCAUGCCAUCAUUCGACGUAAAAGACCGGGUGGGGGACGGGGCAGAGGAAGGGGUGGGAGGGGGAGAGGGAGGGGCAGGGGCCGGCCAAAGCCCAAGGAUAAAAUGGCUCAGCUGGCUGCGUACUUUGUGUAGUCUGACAAACACUGUCAAUCUACAGGUGCAUAUUUUAUAAUUUAAAGAGGUGAGAGCAUUUUAACAAAAUUGUUACAACUCACUUGCUUAUUUUAUAAAGUUUAGGUAAAGGCUGUUGUUUCAGAGUGAA